AAUAAGUUCGGAGGAUAAUUAACUUUUAACAUUCCUUGUUCCCGUAUAAUUAUUUACUGAAAGAUACUGUUAAUCCCUGUUUAUACUUGUCUCUCUUUUUCUCUACUUUGCAGUUUUCUCGUGAAUACAGAACAACACAAAAAGACUUACCAGAUGGGCAAGGCAGAAAACAACCAUAACAUGGAGGAGGGAACGCUAGAGAUCGGCAUGGAAUAUAGAACUGUUUCCGGAGUGGCUGGGCCAUUGGUAAUCCUUGAUAAAGUGAAGGGACCCAAGUAUCAAGAAAUUGUUAAUAUUCGUUUAGGGGAUGGAACAACCAGACGUGGUCAAGUCCUAGAAGUUGAUGGAGAAAAGGCCGUUGUUCAGGUAUUUGAAGGAACAUCUGGAAUUGACAACAAAUAUACGACUGUGCAAUUUACAGGAGAGGUUUUGAAAACUCCUGUUUCUUUGGAUAUGCUUGGGCGCAUUUUCAAUGGCUCUGGAAAGCCAAUCGAUAACGGGCCACCUAUCUUGCCUGAAGCAUAUUUGGAUAUUUCUGGGAGUUCUAUUAAUCCUAGUGAGAGAACCUAUCCUGAAGAAAUGAUACAGACAGGGAUUUCAACAAUUGAUGUUAUGAAUUCAAUUGCUAGAGGGCAAAAGAUCCCCCUCUUUUCUGCUGCUGGUCUUCCCCAUAAUGAAAUUGCUGCUCAGAUCUGUCGUCAGGCUGGUUUGGUGAAACGAUUGGAGAAGGCUGGGAAUCUUCUUGAGGAUGGUGAAGAAGAUAAUUUUGCCAUUGUGUUUGCGGCUAUGGGUGUAAACAUGGAAACUGCACAGUUUUUCAAACGUGAUUUUGAGGAAAAUGGCUCAAUGGAGAGAGUGACCCUUUUCCUAAACCUGGCUAAUGACCCCACAAUUGAACGUAUUAUUACUCCUCGUAUUGCUCUCACUACUGCUGAAUAUCUGGCAUAUGAAUGCGGGAAGCAUGUUCUUGUGAUUCUUACAGACAUGAGUUCUUAUGCUGAUGCUCUCCGUGAGGUUUCUGCUGCCCGAGAAGAAGUGCCUGGAAGACGUGGAUAUCCUGGGUACAUGUAUACUGAUUUGGCCACAAUAUAUGAGCGAGCUGGAAGAAUUGAAGGGCGAAAGGGUUCCAUCACGCAAAUUCCAAUUCUUACUAUGCCAAAUGACGAUAUUACCCAUCCAACUCCGGAUCUUACUGGAUAUAUCACAGAGGGGCAAAUAUACAUUGACAGGCAGCUCCAUAAUAGACAGAUAUACCCACCAAUCAAUGUGCUUCCAUCGCUUUCUCGUCUGAUGAAGAGUGCCAUUGGUGAGGGGAUGACACGCAGGGAUCAUGCUGACGUGUCUAACCAGGUCUGGUUGCAACAUCAAUCCUUUAUUCGAUGUAAAAGGCAUCUAAUAUCUGUUUUUGUUUCUCAAUCCUUGAACUUUCAGUUGUAUGCAAAUUAUGCCAUCGGGAAGGAUGUUCAGGCUAUGAAAGCUGUGGUUGGAGAAGAAGCUCUUUCGUCCGAGGAUCUGCUAUACUUGGAGUUCUUGGAUAAAUUCGAGAGGAAAUUUGUGACGCAAGGAGCAUACGACACUCGCAACAUCUUUCAGUCACUUGAUUUGGCGUGGACACUGCUUCGUAUAUUUCCUCGUGAACUUCUUCACCGUAUACCUGCGAAAACUCUCGACCAGUACUACAGUCGAGAUGCAGCUAAUUAAAGGUGACACAAAUUCCUGUCCUAAAUUGCCAUUGCCUCUAUCUCCAUCAUGGUUGGUCUAGUUUUACAAGUUGCUUGUUUGCCCUUUUUUUUUUCUUCUCCUGUUUUAAUUCAUAAGUUGCCUGCCAUCUGCUCAGAUAAUAAUGGUUGAAUACCAGCGAGAAUUUGCAGCUUUUCUGCUUGUAAGCAGAGAUACCAAAUAAAUAUUCUUUUGGAACGGUAAAAUAUGGGGAUAGGAAUUUUUUUGUUAUUUACUUUUGGCAACCAAACCGAUUUGGGGUUUUACUUUACAUUGAUGAGAAAAUACAGUCCAUUACCAGUGAAUUUUAGCUGUUUUUCUUUUGGGGUUUUACUUUACAUUGAUGAGAAAAUACAGUCCAUUACCAGUGAA
Molecule: messenger RNA, 2091 nt
Organism: Gossypium raimondii (Peruvian cotton)
Lineage: Eukaryota; Viridiplantae; Streptophyta; Magnoliopsida; Malvales; Malvaceae
Product: V-type proton ATPase subunit B 2
Exons: 14
Coding region: 154-1701 (515 amino acids)
Biological process (GO): proton transmembrane transport; ATP metabolic process
Cellular component (GO): proton-transporting V-type ATPase, V1 domain
Molecular function (GO): ATP binding; proton-transporting ATPase activity, rotational mechanism
Source: RefSeq, a predicted model, not a curated record